AUGCAUUACUUUGCAUUUAUCAGCUUUGAAUUUCAUCAGCAGUUUUCUCUGCCCAAGAAUCUGUUUCAAGAAGUGUUUCUUGUUAGGUAUGUGGAGGAUCUAGCAUGGAGCACUUACUAUAAGAUGCAGCGUUUACCCUAUAUGUACCAAUUAUCAGAUUACAACAUAGUAGAGUUAGAUAAACUGAUAUUCCCUGAAGUUGAAAAAAACCAUCCGGAUCUACUACAGCUUCCCAAUGACCUUGAAUGUGUUUCAAAGGCAGCAGGAACCAACUUUGAAGUUAUGAAGGCAGAGGCAGAUGCCCAUUUAAAGAAACUUUUGAAAAUUGAGCAUAACAUGUCAUCAAUAGAUGAUUUAAAAGCACAGUAUGGAAAAUCUAUUCAAGAAAACCAAGAAAGGAAGGAACAAGCUACAAAGGCAGAGAAAAGAAAGAAACUGCUUGAAGAGGAGGAAGCUAAGCGGCAAAAAGGAGAAUAUGGAAAUAUCAUUCAAAAAGGAGCUGAGAGACCAGAAGCAUGUAUCACUGAUGCCUUAUUAGUAGAUAUAAGGAAAGGCUUUCAGCUAUGGAAAACUACUAGGAACAAGUCUGAGCCAGAAAUUGUUCCCAAAACCUCGCCUACUGAAACUGCUUCUGUUACUUCAGCUUCCAUUACCUGAAGUUACCAGACAGUUACAUUGUUGAAGUGCCUCUCAACAGCUUGCUUCAAGGAACUAGUCUAUAUAUUAUGUGUGCAAGAUGCUGAAAUAUUUGUUUUGAUUUAGUUAAUCAAGUGAGAAAGAUGAGCUUAUUUUAAUGCAAACAUGCAUAUAUGCACUUUCCUAUUAUUUCUUUUGUGCCGUAUUAGUUAGAAUUUUAUAUGAACUAAUUUAAUUACAUGUCUUGUAUUGCCAGUAUUGAAAAGAAUGUCUUUCAUAUCGGACUGUCUAAUGACAAGUGUAAGUAACACACAUCUGGUGGUAACUUAUAUUCAUAUUAUUUUUAUACAAAAACUAGUAGCAGAAAGUAAAAUUCCAUUAAAUUGAUGAAAAGCAAUACAGAGUUCAGUGUAUGGUACAGAAGUUCCACUGAAUUAUAAGGGCCUGUCCUGCCGUCUUUGUGCUCUCAAACCAGCCACUGACUUCUGGAGCUGCAGAAGCAGACCCCAAAACCAGUUUCUUAAGGAGUGCUAAGUUUUAAUGAGGGCCAAAUUCUCCAGCCCUUAGGCAAAAUUCCAAUUGUCUUCAGCAAGAAAGGACUUCAGCAUUUGGUCCUUAAAUAAUAAACUCACAGAUGUCAAAAUGGUCCGCAUCAAUUGGAGAAGUGUGACUAAUUGUCCACCCUUAUCUACUACUUACAAUGGUGGAAGAAUCCAAGCUGCAAGUAAAACCAGUUGAAGGGAAAUGUAGUUUUGUUGUUUGCUUCUUGUUUCCUCUUUGAUCAUUGAUUUGCAGUGAUAAAGUGUAAUUGUGGUGAAAAAGUACAAAGAAUAGGCUGCAGGAAACAAGACACAGAAACUGAGUGUCUGAUAAUUAGUACUUUGAAAUAUACUGUAAAAUAGAAUAUUGACUGUUUAUUAAUGGAGCAUUGUUUAA
Messenger RNA from Chrysemys picta bellii (western painted turtle), 1572 nucleotides. NCBI's taxonomy places the organism in Eukaryota, Metazoa, Chordata, Testudines, Emydidae. The record is from RefSeq and is a predicted model, not a curated record.